CGUGUCCGGGUCCGGGAGCGCGCACGGUCCGCGGGUGGGGGAUGUGCGGGUGCGGGAGCGCGCACGGCCCGCGGGUGGGACUGGGUGUUCCUGACAAGAUUCUGUUUCCUGUCUGACUAUGGGAGGCUACAAUUCUACUUCAAAUACCCAGAGGCGAAAUGCUGCCAGAACAUACUGCUUUACUUCGAUGAGGUGACACAGUGGCCUGCUGUCUACCAGAAAGAUACCUGGUCAGAUUGUUAUGAGAAGGAAUCUGUGCUGCGAGCAGAUAAUAAUCAGGUUAUCAACCUCACGACACUCUACACCUGGUCUGGCUGUGAGGUGGUACAGGAGGGGGUGACGAGUUACCUCAGCUGCCUGGGGGGUCGAGGAUUUCGCUCGGUCCGAGAACGAUGGUGGUACAUUGCCCUGAGCAAAUGUGGGGGCACGGGGUUGGAGCUCGAGUAUGAGAUGACUCUCACCAAUGGCCACUCCUUCUGGACCAAACAGUUUUCGGCUGAUGAGUUUGGGAUACUGGAGACGGACAUCACAUUCCUGGUGAUUUUCAUCCUCGUCUUCUUCAUCUCUGCAGGGUUUGGUUAUCGGCUGAAGGUUCGCUUGCUCCUUCACACCACGUACAAAAUGUUCAUGACAGCAGCUGGACUGGAAGUUCUUAGUCUGAUCUUUUUCUGCCUGUUCUGGGGGCAAUACGCAUUGGAUGGGAUUGGAAAUCACACCAUCAAAAUCCUGGCGAAGCUGCUGUUUUCCCUGAGCUUCCUGACGUUCCUGUUGAUGCUGAUCCUGCUGGGGAAGGGUUUCACUGUCACCAGAGGGAGGAUCAGCCGAAGUGGAUCUAUUAAGCUGACUGUCUACAUGACACUGUACACGAUGACCCACAUCGUCCUCCUCAUCUAUGAGGCAGAGUUUUUCGAUCCAGGUCAGGUGCUGUACACCUUCGAGUCUCCGGUGGGUUACGGUCUGAUUGUGCUGCAGUUUGUGGCCUAUGCCUGGUUCAGUUACGCAGUCUACACCACCCUGAAGCACUAUCCAGAGAAGCAGAGCUUCUAUAUCCCCUUCUUCGCAGCCUACACUCUCUGGUUCUUCGCUGUGCCCGUCAUGGCCCUCAUCGCCAACUUUGGAAUCCCCAAGUGGGUCCGAGAGAAGAUCGUCAACGGGAUCCAGCUGGGAAUCUACCUCUACGCCCAAGUUGUCUUUCUGGUGAUCACACGGCCAUCGGCUGCCAAUAAAAACUUCCCCUACCACAUCCGCACCUCCCAGAUUGGCACCGCGGAGGCCAGUUUCGACAAGUUCUCUCACCAGGGCUACGGCAACUCCAACGCCGGGGGGGCAGCCUCAGCCCCCAACUUCACCGAGCUCUUCUCCAUUGGUGCCGUCAACGGGCCCCGCACCGCGGAGAGCCAGGAGACGCAGUUGACUACAAGCAAGGUUUUGGCUGGUCUGCCGUCUCCAAGCCCACCGAUGGAGCCUGAGCCCCUCAGCACGUACCCCCCACCUUAUUACAAUCAUUUGGGAGAGUACAUCCGUGUGCAGGCUCUCAGCAAAGUGGGGGUCACUGUCCCCACGGAGGUGGCAUCAAGGGAAAUGUGUUAAUGGCAGCACGCUCUGUAUGUUCCCGGGCUCACUGUGUCUCUCUCCAUGACCUUAUCAACACCCCCAACUGAUAGAGGCUGUAUCUAACCCCGUGCUGACCCUGGGAGGGUUUGUUGGGGGCCAGUGUAGAGGGAGCUUUAGUCUGUAUCUAACCCCGUGCUGACCCUGGGAGGGUUUGAUGGGGGCCAGUGUAGAGGGAGCUUUACUCUGUAUCUAACCCCGUGCUGUCCCUGUCCCUGUCCCUGAGGAGUGUUUGAUGGGAGGUCAGUGUGGAGGGAGUUUUACUCUGUAUCUAACGCCGUGCUGUCCCUGUCCUGGGAGUGCUGAAGUGGCAGGACAGGGUAGAGGAAGCUUUACUCUGUCCCAAACCCAUACGAACUCUGGUCUCAGAGAUAAUAAAAGCUGAUGUUUCGGGCCUCUCCACCUAUCUUCUCCUCUAUCCAUCUUCAGUCCGCCUCCUCCUCUCCGAUGAAGGGUCUAGGCCCGAAACGUCAGCUUUUGUGCUUCUGAGAUGCUGCUUGGCCUGCUGUGUUCAUCCAGCUCCACACUUUGUUAUCUCUAACACUGGUGUCACUGGGAGAACUUGGUGUGUUUGGGACACAGUGCUCGGGUCUGCCUGCCCCAGUAUUUUGUGUGUCCGUGUCCACGCCCUGGAGAUCGUGCCGAUUGGGAAUAGUACCAAACUGUAAAUACACUCAACAUCGUGGAACAUGAGCUGUGUUUUUGGGGGAUUUGCAGUGUGUGUAAAACAUUAAUGUCUACCCCUCUCAUAAACCUGCCAUGUGGGUGUGGGUGGGGGAGGAGGGUGAACAUGGGUUCACUUUCUGUGUGUCACUGCACAGUGGGGGGAGAGUGGGUGACUGGGUCAGACGCAGACCCGGGGUGAGAGUCUGUCUGAGCCCGCUGCUGUUAAUAAAGGAUUGUCGGUGUAA
Stegostoma tigrinum is the source of this 2522-nucleotide messenger RNA. It is a transcript of the gene tmem145, whose product is annotated as transmembrane protein 145. Gene Ontology annotation, biological process: G protein-coupled receptor signaling pathway; response to pheromone. The annotation marks the transcript as partial. The transcript has 15 exons. The record is from RefSeq and is a predicted model, not a curated record. Lineage: Eukaryota; Metazoa; Chordata; Chondrichthyes; Orectolobiformes; Stegostomatidae.